AAACGCCACGCACGCCAGUCGCUCUCGCCUCAGUCCUCGAAUCGAGUCAUGUGUCCAGAAAAGCUGGCGGCACGAAGCAGACGAGGAACCGACGGGAAAUGAAAAGCAGAGCCCAUCAGAGAAAUAAUACGGGAUCCAAAGAGAAGAGGACGACACGGAGGCCGUAACCUCUCGACGCUGCGAGAAUCACUGAGCAACUCGAUCCGCUGCAGCAAACACCAUGGACGCAGACAUAGACGAUGGCUUUAAUCACACGUUAGGCUCCUCACAGCAUCAGGACACGGAGCUGUUCUCGUCUGAGGAGGACAGCAGCCUCUACUUCACCUACAGCGGAGGGUGCAACGAGCUGGAGGUCAACGACCUGCUGUACCAGGUGGACACGGCGGCCCAGAUCCCCUGGUACGAGAGGCUGUCCGAGUUCAAGCUGCCCUGGGAGAUCAAAGGGAACAAGCAGAUGGCCAUCAACAAGCUCAGCCUCCGCGUGCGAAGCGGGCAGAUGCUGGCCGUCAUCGGCAGCUCAGGAUGCGGCAAAACCUCCCUGCUGGACAUAAUCACGUGUCGGGACGAGGGCGGCAAAAUGGAGUCGGGCCGGGUUCUGAUCAACGGGAAGCCCAACACGCCGCAGCUGGUGAAGAAGAGCAUCGCCCACGUGCGCCAGGACGACCGCCUCCUCCCCCACCUCACCGUGCGCGAGACGCUGGUCUUCGUCGCCAAGCUGCGGCUCCCGGCCCGCUUCACGCAGGCCCAGCGGGACCAGAGGGUGGACGACGUCAUCGCCGAGCUGCGGCUGCGGCAGUGCGCUCACACGCGGGUGGGCAACGACUACGUGAGAGGAGUCUCCGGGGGAGAGCGGAGGAGGGUCAGCAUCGCUGUCCAGCUCCUGUGGAACCCUGGUAUUUUGAUCCUGGACGAGCCCACGUCCGGUCUGGACAGCUUCACGGCCCACAACCUGGUGCUGACUCUGUCCCGUCUGGCCCGGGGGAACCGCCUGGUCCUGCUGUCGGUCCAUCAGCCCCGGUCGGACAUCUUCCAGCUCUUCGACCUCGUGGUGCUGCUGUCGUCGGGGUCCGCCGUGUACUGCGGCGCCGCCCGUGAGAUGGUGCCUUACUUCACGGGCCUGGGGUACCCGUGCCCGCGGUACUGCAACCCCUCCGACUUCUACGUCGACCUCAUCAGCGUGGACCGGCGCAGUCCAGAGCGCGAGGCCGAGUGUCUGGAGCGGGCCAGGGUUCUGUCCGAGCGCUUCAUGGAGAAGGUCCGAGACACCGGGGAUCACAUGUGGAAGCCCGCCGGCACCAGCACCGCACCGACCCAGACCCAGACCGGGAGCGCCGCGGAACCGGGCCGGACCAGAACGGAGGACGUGAUCACCGUCGCCCGGCAGCGCGAGCGGCCGCCCGGCCGACUGCACCAGUUCACCAUCCUCAUCAGGCGCCACAUGUACAACGACUACCGGGACCUGGUGACGCUGCUGGUGCACGGCUUCGAGGCCCUGCUCAUGUCCAUGCUGGUGGGCUCGCUCUACUUUGGCGCCGGAGGAACGCCGCUGUCCGUCCAGGACACGGUGGCGCUGCUCUACAUGAUCGGGGCCCUCACCCCGUUCGCUGUGGUGCUGGACGUCAUAGCUAAAUGUCACACAGAGAGAGCCAUGCUGUACCACGAGCUGGAGGACGGCAUGUACUCCGUCACCUCCUACUUCUUCGCCAAGGUGCUGGGGGAGCUGCCGGAGCACUGCGUGUUCACCCUGGUGUACGGCCUGCCCAUCUACUGGCUGGCCGGCCUCAACGAGGCGCCGGACCGCUUCCUGCUCAACUUCCUGAUGGUGUGGCUGAUGGUUUACUGCAGCCGCGCCAUGGCCCUGUUCGUGGCCGCCGCGCUGCCCACCCUGCAGACCUCGGCCUUCAUGGGCAACUCCCUGUUCACCGUCUUCUAUCUAACCGGGGGCUUCGUCAUCAACCUGGACAACAUGUGGCUCGUGGCCACGUGGCUCUCGUACGCGUCCUUCAUGCGCUGGGGGUUUGAGGGGAUGCUCCAGGUGCAGUUCAGAGGGAAGGAGUACCCCAUAAGCAUCGGAAACAUCACCAUCAACGUCGAUGGGAUACACGUGGUGGAGGCCAUGAACAUGAACCAGUACCCUCUGUACUCGUGCUACCUGGUCCUGCUGGCGGUGUGUCUGGCCUUCAUGAUACUCUAUUACUUGUGCCUAAAGUUUAUCAAACAGAAGUCCAGUCAGGACUGGUAAACGGACCAGGACCAAGUCACCAACCGAACCAAAUGCAAUUUGGGUUCUAGUGCGACUGGUUCGACGCUAGACAUUUGCUCAUUACAAAAGCCUAUUUUAAAGGAUAAAGGUCUUAAUUAAUUGGCAGUAUUGUGGGAUCUGUGUGCAGUUCCACUGUGCGCCGCUGGGUGGCAGCAGAGCACUGCAGCAGCAUCAGAGAUAAAUCCGUUUUUCCUCCGGCUUCCUCCACUUUGGCAGAUAUCCAUCUACAGCUUUUGCUUGUUCUAUUUUUCAAUCUUCUUUUCCCCACAGCUUUGCGUUUUUGUAUAUGUAAGGUCAUUAAGCUUAACAAUGUGUGUGCCAGUAUAGGGAGCAUUGACAAAAAAAACCUUGUGGAGAUUUAGUAAGACACACUCAAAAACAGAACGAAAGAACAGAAAGAGUUUUAACUUGUGUCUCAGAUUAUGUAAAAUGGGUUUUUGCACUGGUGCAGAGGCCUAAUGAAUAGAGGUAUUAAAUCAAAUCACUCCAUCCAAGUGUUUUUGUCUUCAUUCGUCACUUGUAGUUGUGAAUUCUCACAACACUAAAGGUUGUUAGAAAUGUUAUUAAUUAUUCCUAAUAUUCUGUUCACACUAUAUUCUUACUUGCUAUACUGAUUCUAUAAAAUACAAUCUGACUGCUUCAUUUAAGAGCAUUAAGAUAAUCACACGGGUUAAAGCUUCUGUAAUUGUGCCAAAUGAAAAGCCGAGCUGUUCACAGCGCUGCUGCUGCUUCACACAGACCACGCUACA
Messenger RNA from Betta splendens (Siamese fighting fish), 3012 nucleotides. RefSeq names its product ATP-binding cassette, sub-family G (WHITE), member 8 (gene abcg8). Gene Ontology annotation, cellular component: plasma membrane. NCBI's taxonomy places the organism in Eukaryota, Metazoa, Chordata, Actinopteri, Anabantiformes, Osphronemidae. Gene Ontology annotation, biological process: cholesterol homeostasis. The record is from RefSeq and is a predicted model, not a curated record. Gene Ontology annotation, molecular function: ABC-type transporter activity; ATP hydrolysis activity; ATP binding. The transcript is spliced from 13 exons. The coding region runs from base 221 to 2242 and encodes 673 amino acids.